Lathyrus oleraceus (garden pea) is the source of this 1489-nucleotide messenger RNA. Its product is annotated as myb-related protein 330. The transcript is spliced from 3 exons. Lineage: Eukaryota; Viridiplantae; Streptophyta; Magnoliopsida; Fabales; Fabaceae. The record is from RefSeq and is a predicted model, not a curated record. The coding region runs from base 237 to 1244 and encodes 335 amino acids.
AGGAAACAGAAACAGAAACACAGCACAAACUUAAUUGUAACCACUCAUCUUUUCUCACCAACUCGGUCAAUCACUUUUGAGAAAAAGAAGCUCUCCGAGUCAAUUGCACCUCUCUCUCUCUCCACAACCUCCCAUUUAUAUUCUCUUCUUCUACCUUCUUUUGUCUCCUCUCUCUCUCUCUCUCUCUUCCUACUCACCACUCUCUCUCUCUCUCUCUCAUCUCUUCAGCAACAACCAUGGCUAGAUCUCCCUGCUGUGAAAAACAACACACUAAUAAAGGCGCUUGGUCUAAAGAAGAAGAUGAACGGUUGAUAAAAUACAUCAAGUCUCACGGUGAAGGUUGUUGGCGUUCUCUUCCCAAAGCCGCUGGCUUGGCUCGUUGCGGCAAAAGUUGCAGACUUAGAUGGAUAAAUUACCUCCGACCUGAUCUCAAGCGAGGAAACUUCACUCGCGAAGAAGAUGAACUUAUCAUUCGUCUCCAUAACGAAGUUGGUAACAAAUGGUCUCAGAUUGCUCAACAAUUGAAGGGAAGAACAGACAAUGAGAUCAAGAAUUACUGGAAUACACACAUCAAGAGGAAACUCUACGGCCGCGGAGUUGAUCCUUCAACGCAUAAACCACUCAAACCCGCCUCCACCUCCGCCGUUGCUGGUGCUAGUACUUCCUCGACAACCACCGCCUCCGCCGUUGCUUCUUCAACAAAUCUUAUCAACAAACCGACUGUGAUUCCUGUGGUCCCCACAACCAGUGGCAGUAGCGUAAGCCACAAGAGCUUGAACACUAAAAGCGUGUUUCCGUUAUUCAGUUUCAACGGCGGUCUGGAUAAAAAGCUAGUUGUAACUGAUUCUGGUUGCGGCUUUCUGGAUAAAAAGUUAGUUGUAACUGAUUCUGAUUGCGGCUUUCUGGAUAAAAAGUUUGUUGUAACUGAUUCUGGUUGUGGAGGUGUUGAGGAUUCAGUUUCAAACACUAGUAGUGGUGUAACUAUAGAGGAAACACCUUAUCCUCCACAAAUCAACUUGGAACUUUCAUUGGCUCCACCAUUUCAGCAGCCACAAGCGGUGGCACCAUCACAAGGUGUGUGCCUUUGUAAUCAAGCUUUAGGGUUCCAUGGAAACGGACCUUGUUGCUGCAUGAAUACCAGGCCUACUACAAAUGGUGUUUCUGCGGCUGCUCCACCACCUACAACCACCGGUACCGGCAAUGAUUUUUUUAGAUUUUUCGGUGCCAGGUUUAUGAAGUUUUGAUGGAAAAAUUUGUAACCUUAGAAGUAAUUUAGACUUAAUCUUAUCUUUUGGUUUUAAUUAUUAUCAUAUCUGAGUUGUUAACGUUCUGACCAACGUCAACGACAAAGAACAGUAUAGUUGCAGUAGAAUCGAAUUUCGAAAUUUUUCGCAAAUUUUCUUAGUAUUAUUUUUAUUUAUAUGCGAUAGUUGACUGUGGAACAGAGAUUUGAACCAGUAUUUUGGCCUAAAAUUUUGGGUUUUUUUAA